Brassica napus (rape) is the source of this 2078-nucleotide messenger RNA. RefSeq names its product protein DETOXIFICATION 28. The transcript has 10 exons. Gene Ontology annotation, cellular component: membrane. The coding region runs from base 356 to 1819 and encodes 487 amino acids. Gene Ontology annotation, biological process: xenobiotic detoxification by transmembrane export across the plasma membrane. NCBI's taxonomy places the organism in Eukaryota, Viridiplantae, Streptophyta, Magnoliopsida, Brassicales, Brassicaceae. The record is from RefSeq and is a predicted model, not a curated record. Gene Ontology annotation, molecular function: xenobiotic transmembrane transporter activity; antiporter activity.
AACCAAAACCUAAGCAAUGGCGUGGUUGGUGAGAAAUAUACAUGCUCUCCUUUCAUGUUUCUUCUUUUCCAACAAUUAUUUUAUACGCAAGUGGCCCGGUUCUAUAUAGAAGAAGAAGAGUAUUAAUUACAUAAUGACGAAGAUAGUCAAGACAAAAAAAUGGAGUUGUUAAGUUCGUGACAACCAGUAUUGUGGACGUACAUGGGAUUGGGACAUAAAGCGAUGUAAACGGAGUUAUUGAGUGAAAGUCAAGGGUAUGGUAUUGGAGUUGAAAUGAAAGAGGAUUACAAUGUUUUAAAAUAAUUGACGCAUGCAUGGUGGUUUAAUGAUUAGAUAACUUUCCAGAAGAUCGGCGAUGGGAGAGAGAGACGACGAAACAGGAGGUGUAGAGAAGGCAAAGAUUCCUUUGUUAAGGGAUCGAAAUGAAGCGGGGGAAGACGGAGAUAUACUGGUGGAGACGAAGAAGCUAUGGCGUAUCGUUGGACCAGCCAUAUUCACCAGAAUCACCACCUACUUGAUCCUCGUCAUUACUCAGGCCUUUGCCGGCCACCUCGGCGAGCUUGAACUCGCCGCUAUCUCCAUCGUUAACAACGUCAUCAUCGGUUUCAACUUCGGCCUCCUUCUAGGAAUGGCUAGUGCGUUGGAAACGCUGUGUGGUCAAGCGUUCGGAGCGAAAAAAUAUAACAUGUUAGGAGUGUAUUUGCAGCGGUCUUGGAUUGUUCUCUUCUUUUUGGCUAUCUUGCUUCUCCCUGUGUACUUCUUUGCAACUCCGAUUCUUAAGUACUUGGGCCAGCCUGAUGACAUCGCCGAACUCUCUGGUACCAUCGCAGUUCGGGUUAUUCCUAUCCAUUUCGCAUUUGCCUUCGUUUUCCCUCUCAACCGAUUCCUCCAAUGCCAGCUCAGGAAUGUGGUGAUUGCAAUAGCAUCUGGAGUGGCACUUGUAGUUCACAUAUUUGUGUGCUGGCUUUUUGUGUAUGUUCUUGAACUAGGAGUCAUUGGGACCAUGGCUACUGUUAACGUCUCAUGGUGGUUCAAUUUACUCGUCUUAUUUACUUACACCACUUGCGGUGGUUGUCCGCUCACUUGGACUGGUUUCUCCAUCGAAGCUUUCACAGGACUAUGGGAAUUCGCUAAGCUCUCUGUCUCCUCCGGUAUUAUGAUUUGCUUGGAGAAUUGGUAUUAUAAGAUUUUAAUCCUGAUGACUGGAAAUCUGAAGGAUACAAAAAUUGCUGUCGACUCCCUGGCUAUAUGCAUGUCGAUAAAUGGACUGGAGCUGAUGAUUCCACUUGCUUUCCUCGCUGGGACCGGCGUACGAGUGGCAAAUGAACUAGGAGCAGGCAGUGGGAAACGAGCGAGAUUUGCAAUGAUCGUAUCAGUGACACAGUCCUUGCUCAUCGGAAUAAUAUUUUCGGUGCUAGUUAUAUUUCUUCAUGAUCAAAUCGGUUGGAUCUUCUCUUCAAGUGAAACCGUCAUAAAAGCAGUCAAUGAUCUCUCUAUUCUUUUAGCUUUUACCAUUCUUCUCAACAGUGUCCAACCGGUUCUUUCCGGUGUUGCCAUUGGUUCAGGUUGGCAAUCAUUCGUCGCAUAUAUAAAUUUGGGAUGCUAUUAUUUCAUCGGACUUCCACUUGGAUUUGUUAUGGGCUGGAUUUUCAAAUCCGGUGUUAAGGGCAUUUGGGGAGGUAUGAUAUUCGGAGGAACUGGGAUUCAAACAUUGGUAUUGAUAUUUAUAGUUGUGAGAUGUGACUGGGAAAAAGAGGCACAAAAGGCAAGUGCGCGCGUUAGAAAAUGGUCGACCUCAAACUCAGAGGCAAUAAAUUGAAGAGCGAAAUUCCAAAAGAUCCAGCUUACAAAAACGAAAAAUUACUAUAUAAAGGUUUAAUUCAAUUGGCCUUGUCAAAUUUAUUUCUUAUGGUUGAAUCAAUAAUUUGGAUUCUAAACAGAAGAAUAUAUAGAUCUAAAUUGUAACAAUACCACUGUAAUAAGUUACAAAAAAAAAAAAACAAUACCAGAGAGAAAUUGUGUUCAUAAUGCGACAAACAAUCAAAGAUCGCAAUUGUAGUUGGAUGUUGUUCUCAUCA